UCUAAUUCCAAUUUCCAACCCAUGGAGUUGGCCAAUUUUUGUAUAGGCUAAAUUGAGUCGACUUAGUUUUGUAACGUGAGUUUAUUACUGUAAAAAAUUCCCCCGCGACCGAGUUAAACAUGUGUUGAAGUUGGUGCUUUAGAGUUUAGACCAUGGCAAAAGUCCAUUAUUAUUAAGAGAAUAAGAGAGACACCACGACUGAAGCAAUUCACAAACUUGAGCACACUAGAGAGAGAGACAUCGAGAGAAAUGGAAGAAGGGUUGUUAAUGAAGAAAGAAGAAAAAGGAAGAAAUGAUAUAAAAAGAGAAGUAGGAUGGAGAGAGAUAAUAGCGGAGAUGAGUUGGGUAGCAGGUCCGAUGGUGGCAGUACUAGUCUCACAGUACUUAUUGCAAGUCGUAACCUUGAUGAUGGUCGGACACCUCGGCGCUCUUUACCUCUCUAGUACUGCUCUUGCUGUUUCUCUUGCUGCUGCCACCGGCUUUAGCGUCUUGUUAGGGAUGGCAAGCGCAUUAGAGACUAUAAGUGGGCAAUCCUAUGGAGCGCAGCAGUACUCGAAAUUGGGAACUCAAACAUACACUGCUAUUUUCUCUCUCACUUUAUUCAGCAUUCCACUCUGUAUCCUAUGGAUAUAUAUGGGGGACAUUCUCGUUUUCAUAGGCCAAGAUCCUUGUAUUUCACAUGAAACUGGUAAAUUCAUGAUAUAUCUUGUGCCCACACUUAUUUCUUAUGCAGUGUUUCAGCCCUUGAUUCGAUAUUUCCAAUCCCAAACUUUAAUCAUGCCCAUGUUAGUAAGUUCAUGUGCUACUCUUUGCCUGCAUAUACCCAUCUGUUGGGCUUUGGUAUUCAAGUCUGGCCUAAAUAACCUAGGUGGUGCUGUUGCCAUGGGUAUAUCAAAUUGGUUGAAUGCCAUUUUUCUUGCAUUGUACAUGAUGUUCUCUUCCUCGUGUCAACCUACUCGUUCUCCACUCUCUAUGGAAAUGUUCUAUGGAGUUGCAGAGUUUUCCCGCUUUGCUAUUCCUUCUGCUGCAAUGGUUUGCUUAGAGUGGUGGUCAUUUGAGCUGGUGAUAUUAUUAUCGGGAUUUCUUCCAAAUCCAGAACUCGAGACUUCUGUUCUCUCUGUGUGCUUGACAACAAUGCAAACAUUGUUUGAAAUACCUUACGGAAUUUCAGCAGCUGCAAGCACGAAGAUUGCCAAUGAACUUGGGUCUGGAAACCCACAGGCAGCGCGCAUAGCAGCCCGUGGAGUUAUGGUAAUGGGGGUUGCAAAUGGUCUGGUUGUUAGUUCAAUCCUUUUUGCUGUUCGGAGAGUAUUCGGCUAUUGUUUCAGUAAAGACAAGGAAGUUGUAGAUUAUGUCACCACUAUGGCACCCUUGAUUUGUGUUAUUGUUAUACUUGACAGCACACAGGCAGUUCUUUCAGGGAUAGCUAGAGGGUGUGGUUGGCAACAUAUAGGAACUUACGUGAAUUUUGGUGCGUACUACCUUGUUGGAAUUCCAGUUGCGGUUGCAUUAGGCUUCUGGAUGCGAAUGAGAGGUCGGGGCCUUUGGAUGGGAGUUAUGGUCGGUGUUUUGAUGCAGUCAGUGAUUUUGUGUAUUAUAACGUGUUUUACCAACUGGGAAGAAGAGGUGAGGAAAGCUAGAAAGAGAGUAGCCGAAGAAAGUAGCAGAGUUAGCAAUGGAGUAUAUGAAAGAAACCACGCUGGUCCUAUAUUAAAAUGACUAAUGGACAAGAUUGUGUUUAUUGCUCUCUGGAUAUGAUGUUAAUUUUGAGCUCUUGAGCUGAGGUGUAAUACAUUUAUAAGGACACAUAUGCGACCCAGUGGGAGAUUGUUAGUAAAUACAAUUAUGGGGCCUCAUACGUAAACAAUAAAAUGUGUUAAUCCAUAUAGAUAAGCCAAAUUUAUAAUGGUCUAUUUACGAUUUACGGUCGGACUUGGCUAAGAGGCAUAAUUGUCAUGAAAAUUAAUGUUAUAUAUAUAUAUAUACUAUAGUACUAUCUUUAAUGAGAUGACAGGUCAAAUUAGAUAGUACAUUUUAGUUCAUUAUGGAAACGGUUAUGGCCCCCGAUGCAUGUUUUCAUUAGUGUAUGUUAUUAAAAGAAAACUGAAAAGUCGGAAGAGUAAGAGGAGUAUUAAAGAUAUAGUCUCCUCAUGUUCUUUUCGGUUACAUUUUGGGUCUUUUAUAUCCCAUCAAUGGAGAGCCAAAUGAUCAUCACACUAAACCAAGAAAACAUAGCAACGGAAGGCUUAAUCGUAUCCAACGCUCGAUCCCUCUUCACUCAUGGCUGCUAUGGAAGCUCAAGGUAUGUAAUUCAAUCAGCUCAAGGUAUGUAAUUCAAAUUGAUUGUUCUUUCAAUGGGUUUACAUGGAUAUGAUCUUUGAUGAAUCAGAAUUCAGUUUUUUUAUUUCUUACAAUGGUCGGAUCACAAGAAAACAACAAAAAAUUCCACUUUGACAUGAGCAAACAAUAGCAAUAAUACAAGUUUCAGGUUCACCAAUUAUUAAGGAAUAUCAAUUGUGCCGUAAAGCUACAAAAAUUAUACCAAAAAUAAUAUCAUAUAUCCGAAAACCAUAUUCAACAUAUAGUACGUCUCACGAUUGUGCAGACGAUGAUGAACAAGAUGAUUACAGAGUAAUAUCGAUCUAAUUAAACUAACAAUAAAAAUAAAAAUAAGAAUGAAUUGAAUUGAAUUGAAUUGAAUUGAAUGAAGUUUAGCAGAUGAAGAGCGAUCAACAACGUCGGUUUUGAUGAUUCUCCUCUUCCAAAGCCCACAAUGAAACGUUGUCCCUUAAACACUGCAUGAUGAUACUGCACUCUCUAGGGUAAUUACUUUUUUUAAUCAACUCCAACGUAGCCUCAUCAUAAGUUUCCUUAGCAAAGGUACACGCCCUGGAGGUACCAAAAGAUACGGGUUAAUAACGGUAAAGAUAAUUAUCAAACUAAGAGAAUGUUGUAAUAGAUAUCCCGUACGUAAGUGUGUAUUUAUGUACAAGUUAAGUACGUACCUUUUACAAGAAUUCAUAAUAUCAUACUAGAAGACGGACAAAUUCAAUGCUAAGCCCAAGCGUGCCGGGUGAGCAACCGACAAAUUAGCCACUGCUAUGGUCGUUCCUUCCUGCAACAACAACCAAUUUUGGUUACACAAACUUUUCAGAAAGGUCGAUCUACAAUAAUAUAUUGUGUGGCGGUCUAAAAGAGGAAGAUUAUCCGCACCUGUUCUGUUCUUUUAGUUACCCUUAUUGAUGUUGUAAGUUUUCUUUAUUUUAGUUAUAAGUUACCUUAUUUUCAAGGCUAUUAGCUUAAAUGGUAGAGCUUGUACAUGGUAUGGGGUCAAACUCCACGUAGCCUACUACAUAUAUUACACUUGUGUAUUGGUGUAUAUUUUCAUUUUUGGUGUUGUAUUGGUCAUAAUUAUAACUUGUAACAAGCAUAUCACUUUUGAUUAAGGUCACGUACGUAAUUGUU
Molecule: messenger RNA, 3465 nt
Organism: Spinacia oleracea (spinach)
Lineage: Eukaryota; Viridiplantae; Streptophyta; Magnoliopsida; Caryophyllales; Amaranthaceae
Product: protein DETOXIFICATION 14
Exons: 8
Coding region: 250-1719 (489 amino acids)
Biological process (GO): xenobiotic detoxification by transmembrane export across the plasma membrane
Cellular component (GO): membrane
Molecular function (GO): xenobiotic transmembrane transporter activity; antiporter activity
Source: RefSeq, a predicted model, not a curated record